AUGUUGCAGAGUCCGAAAGGCAUUAACAUUCUUAUCACAGGCACGCCCGGAACAGGCAAGACAUCUCUUGCUGAGCUUCUUGCACAAGAGCUCGGGGACUUUAAGCAUGUUGAGGUGGGGAAAAUUGUGAAGGAGAAUCACUUCUACAGCGAGUACGACAAUGCGCUUGACACGCACAUUGUCGAGGAGGACGAUGAGGAUCGGUUGCUGGACUUUAUGGAGCCCAUGAUGGUGAACGAGGGAAAUCACUUUGUGGAUUAUCACUCCAGCGAACUGUUUCCACGUCGCUGGUUUCACCUCGUCAUCGUCCUGCGCGCUUCCACGGAGGUUCUCUUUGAGCGUCUCACUGCGCGCAAGUACAGCGAACAGAAACGCGAUGAAAACAUGGAGGCUGAGAUCCAGGGUCUCUGCGAGGAGGAAGCACGCGGGGCCUACGACGACAGUAUUGUUAUUGUCCGGGAAAACAACACUCUUGAAGAAAUGGCCGCAACUGUGGAUUUGAUACGUCUGCGCGUAGAAUCUCUGAGGGGUAAUGCAGCGUCGUGA
Trypanosoma cruzi is the source of this 546-nucleotide messenger RNA. RefSeq lists its product as uncharacterized. Gene Ontology annotation, molecular function: ATP binding; ATP hydrolysis activity; AMP kinase activity. The record is from RefSeq and is a predicted model, not a curated record. The transcript has a single exon. NCBI's taxonomy places the organism in Eukaryota, Euglenozoa, Kinetoplastea, Trypanosomatida, Trypanosomatidae. Gene Ontology annotation, cellular component: cytoplasm; nucleus. The coding region runs from base 1 to 546 and encodes 181 amino acids.